Messenger RNA from Falco peregrinus (peregrine falcon), 4361 nucleotides. RefSeq names its product charged multivesicular body protein 1B (gene CHMP1B). The record is from RefSeq and is a predicted model, not a curated record. The transcript has 8 exons. Gene Ontology annotation, biological process: endosome transport via multivesicular body sorting pathway; late endosome to vacuole transport; protein transport. Gene Ontology annotation, cellular component: ESCRT III complex; multivesicular body. Bases 142 to 741 code for a protein of 199 amino acids. Lineage: Eukaryota; Metazoa; Chordata; Aves; Falconiformes; Falconidae.
GCCCCCGCCCCACGGCGGCUGCGCGUGGCGGGGCGCGGUAGCCGGAAGCCCGGAGCCGCCACCGAGCCGAGCGAGGGGGGAGAGCGCCCCGCCGCCCCGCGCCCCUCCGCCGGGCCCAGCGCCGCGGAGCCGCCCGCCGCCAUGUCCAACAUGGAGAAACACCUCUUUAAUUUGAAGUUUGCUGCAAAGGAACUCAACAGAAACUCAAAAAAAUGUGACAAAGAAGAAAAAGCUGAGAAAGCGAAAAUUAAGAAGGCAAUUCAGAAGGGUAACAUGGAAGUUGCACGAAUACACGCAGAAAAUGCAAUCCGCCAGAAGAAUCAAGCCAUCAAUUUCUUGCGGAUGAGUGCCAGGGUAGAUGCUGUAGCAGCAAGAGUUCAGACCGCGGUGACAAUGGGCAAGGUAACAAAGUCAAUGGCAGGGGUAGUUAAGUCUAUGGAUGCCACGCUGAAGAGCAUGAACUUGGAAAAGAUAUCUGCACUAAUGGAUAAAUUCGAGCAUCAGUUUGAAACGCUAGAUGUUCAAACACAGCAGAUGGAAGACACAAUGAGCAACACUACUACGCUAACAACGCCACAAAAUCAAGUGGAUAUGCUUCUACAGGAAAUGGCAGAUGAAGCAGGUCUUGAUCUGAACAUGGAACUACCUCAAGGACAGACAGGUUCUGUUGGUACAAGCGUUGCCUCAGCAGAACAGGAUGAGCUGUCACAGAGACUGGCCCGCCUACGUGAUCAAGUUUAAGUUAAAGAAAGUUGCCGUUCUUUGUAAAUGCUUUCAAAAUACCCCUUCUGUAACUUAACCCUCCACUACGCUAGAGAGGCGUAUACAGUAUGGCCUAGGUAUUUGAGUAUUUGUAAUAUAGGGUACUCCACUCCUAGCUUGCUACUCUUUCUAAAAUACAUUAAGUAACCCAAAAAUAUCAGCUCUCUAAUGUCCUUUUCUGUACAUUUUGAAGUUGAUAUAUUUUUUGCAGGCUUUUUUCACAAAAUCAAGUUGAUAUUAAGUCAGCUAGUAAUGUUGGUACAUACUAGCUAAUAGACAAGCAGAGUGUCAUUGAUAUAUAUUUUAAAUUAUGAAGUGAUUUUUUUAAAUUAUGAGAACUGUUUAUGGUUGGAGAACUGAGGUAUUCGGUUCAGGUGAUUGUUGUACAUAACUUUCGUACGCAGCCAAACUCCUGGAACGCACAAAGGUGGACAGUGUGGACUUCAUGGAAAAUACGCUUCUUAAAACAAAUGAGUGGACUUCAGUCUGAACUUUUUAGUCUGUUAAAGCUAGGGUAAUCAUGCUGAAAUUAGUGGUUUAGAUCAAAAAUCAGUCACCAAAAGCUGGUUUCAUAUAAUUGGGAACUUGUAUGGCAUCAUCACUUUAAUACAGGAAGAAUAAAAUAUAUUUUUCAACUUCUGUCAAUUCUGUUGAGUGUUGCAGCUUGCUCCUUGUUUAAUGUCAGGUGCUGUAGCUUCUCCAUUUUGCUUUCUUCUGGGUAUCCUGGAGUGCAGCCAGUUAUGCCACUCACACCUCUAUUCUACCGAAGUAACAUCUAGUUCCUUGUCAGCAGGGAACUCGUACUAUCUGUUUUUAUAGAUUCAAGCUGAGAAGCCUUAUAUGAAGUAACUGAAGCCUGCUUUUUGCAUUCCUUCUUACUCUGUCUUUGCUUUUAAUCUAGUCACUUUUUUCAUAAGUAAGGACAAGUCUCGUGAUCAUAUUCCAUGCCUCAGUGUUCUUCCAUAUAUGAAAAAAUACAGAAGUGCUCUUCCUCGGGUUCAGAUCUUCACAGUCCUUCAUGAGUCACUGUCCCGACCCUGUCUUCUCUAACCGGGGCGCUCCCUUAGGUCAGCUUUUCCUCCUCUGCAUCUCAUGGCAGGUGAGAAGUGGAUGAGUAGUGUCAGCCAGCUCGAUCAGAGGGGGUUAUGUUGGGUUAAGAACAGCCGCUUUAUUUUGUAAGGUAUAAUGUUGCUCUCUACAGAUGAAAUAACAUUUGUAAUAUUGCAGUUGUAUGGAUAAACUAGUUUGUUUUAGUGAUCCCUUUAUAUUUCUGCACAGUAAGAGAAUCUACUGGCUGCUCUCAGUAGCUUCAGACUUCUGCUGCAGUUGUGAAGUAAAGAAAUGGUUAGCAAUUUGUAGCUGAGACUGCUUGUGAUGUGUUGUGGUAAACAGUGAUGUUAAAAUUAUCUUGCUGACUUUUGGGGCUCACUUUUUUAUGUUUUAUCUUUGUAGGGGUGAGGGAAGGUGUAAAGCACUAGACUUGGAAUUAGUUCUUGAUAUGCUGGCGUUCCAGAUCACAUGCGUUUCCCUAGUGUCAGGGAAAUAGGAAAAAAAUACUUCCCUUUUUUUAGUCAAGCAGGAUUUUUUCAGUGAAAAACGUGCAAAAAUGAUGAAACAUUUCGGAGUGGUUUCAAACUAUAUUUUGAAUGUGUUACUUAAAUCACUUUGAAGGUUUAGCAGGAUGCUACAUACUGAAGUAUUCAAGGCUACUGUAAAAAUAAGAUAAGGAAAAUAAGAUACACAAAACAACCUAAAAUAUUGUGCGAUUGUCUCUUACCACACUGGCAGCCUAAACUUACAAUUUGUUUCACAUGGGGUCUUUUCACUUGUUUACAUUUAUUUUCAGUGCAGCUUGCUUUUAAACACCUUGAGUGUUCCUCCUGUAAAUAGGAGAAAUUGGAAGAUGUUUAAAAACCAUGUACUCACAGCUGUAGUCUUGGUACAAUCCUUUGAAAUAAUUAACAACACGGCUUAGGAUCGGGGUUAUGUACUACGUUUUAUUUUCCCCCUUAGCUCCUUCUGCACAAUACAACAAAAACAGAACGGUGUAUCUAUGCAGCCAGGUUGCCCACGACUGUGGUAACUGCUUGUGUGCGUGCCUUAGCCUUGCUGAACUUACUGUGUUUUGUUGGUAGUCAGUUACUUCAUAUCAUUACAGGACUGGAAACUUACUGUUGUGGAAUAAAUCCGCCUCUGAGUUUACUUUAUGGCUGCUUGUUGAUGGAGCUGUACCAUAGAGUGCUAAGGUUUUCAGUGUUUGCUAUUAGACAGCUUUAGCUACCUUGUUUGGCUUAUUUUAAUGUGAAAGAUUAUGCUGAUUUUAGACUGUUCCUGGCCAUUUUUAAACUAUUUGAGGGGGCAGACAGCAAUUCUGAUCUUGGGUUUUCUGAGUAUGUUGCCUUGCCAUGAGCCUUGGGGCUUUGGCAGAAUUUAAAAAGACGAGACUGUUCGGUUGCUGCAAGAUAAAUAUUAAAUAAGCUUCGUUAUCCUACUGGCUAUAUACAGCCUGUUUCAUGGUUCGAUCUUAUCCCAGGCUUGCAGGCUCCAGUACCGGAACAGAUUUCCAGUAUCGUUUCUUUAAGGGAUUAACAAGUAAACAUAAUGGCUUGACUGACAUAAUUAAAGUUACCUGUGCGGGAUUAUGAUGCAAAGGAGGUAGGCAGGUGUAGCUGACUUGGGGAAGAAAUACAUGUUUGAAACAAUGAAUUCUUGCUCCACUGACUUCACUCUGCAAAUCGCUGCGUAUUUUAAGGGGGGCAGGAUUUUGUACUGGCUGCUUCUGUGUAUAGGACUCCUGCCCUCUCCUGGGGAGAAUGAUUGCUCUUUAGAAGCACUUUGUGAGAGCUGGCAUUCAUUCAGAAAGUGUUAGCAGUUAACAUUUUAUAUGUAUGUAUUUUUCUCAAGCCUUUUGGAAAUCCUUAAAACUGAAGGUUACUCUUGGCGUAACCUUUGAGGGUCUCCUCUUUUCUCUCAUUUGCUCUUUUCUGAACAACUCUGGCUCCUCACUCCUAUGUUGCUGUGUUUCUUGUAAGUUGACUGUAUGCAUUUAUAAAGUUCAUUUCAUGUUAAAUAAAUUGUAUGAGCUUUUAUGUAACCUUAUUACCAGAUAAUAUUUCAAUAUUUAUGCUUAUGAGCAGGCACAUCUAAAGUGAAACAUUACUUGAAAUGUUGCAAGAUGGUUUUGGUCGACUUUUUUUUUUUUUUUUUUUUUUAAUUAAACCUUGUUUACUAAAACUGCUAGUGUGUGGUAGCAUUAGUCUUCAUUUGUUUGAAUUCCAAAACAGAGAGCCGUGAAAAGCUUCAGAUGAGAGGAGAGGGAAGGGAAGGGAAAGAAGAACAAGAACUUUAGCUUUCUUGAUUGCAAUGGGAUAAAGUGAUCAAGUUGCCUUUGUGGAGAUCCUCAGAGCCAAAAAAUAGUGAAAAUUUGUUAGAAUAUAAUCAGCAGUUGUGUACAGAAAUAAAUCCUGAAGCUGGUGACAUGUAUAGAGAAGAGAAUAAUUUUUGUAGCUCUGGUAGAGUUCAUUUUGAAAACUGCUUUACUUGUAUGACGAUUUGUAAAUGUAACUGCAAGUGGUAAAUAAAAUUGUACAGACAACUUA